CCCGAGUUCAUCUACAUAUACUACGGGCCGACCGUUGCAACGCUCUUCGCUCGGAACUGGUGGGCUUUUUAAAGCAAGGCGUCGGCACGACGCGGCAGAGCGGUUCACUGGAGGUUAGGGACCGCCUCGCUCAGCCAAGCAGGAGCAAGCCCUGAGCGAGAUCUCGAUCGUGUUCUCUAACGUCCUAAUUGCAUGCUACUCCGUCUUGGUGCAUGCUACUCCGUCUUGGUGCAUGCUACUCCGUCUUGGUGCAUACUACUCAGUCUUGGAUCAAAGAACUAGAAAGGGUCCGUGUCAGAUCAGCAUGCGAAAUAAAAGGCGCCAGAUGCAUACUCCUGCGCAUAGGAGGUAAGUAUCGAUUUAUCCAGCAGGGUCUAGGCGCGCGGAAUGAUUUCAGCGGCACUUUGGCAUGUCUUAACCGCAAGCUGGACCUCGCAGAUCGUUGCUUGCGAUACGUCUGCCUCAAUCCUGUCUUUCUUACUAGCUAGUGAGUGGGCUUGCGCUAGGUGUAAUAACCAAAGGUGGGAAGAGCCUGUCUCGUAUACAUGAAACGGUCACAGCGUUGUAACUGUCUUUGCUUUUUAGGGCCUGUCCUCCUUGAUAGUGUCCUACGUGAAAAUGUCUGUCAGAGUUCUGGACCUCAUAAACCCCCCGCGACCGCCACAACAUCAUCAACCACAUCAGCCACUGGUACUUCCUG
Messenger RNA from Daldinia caldariorum, 700 nucleotides. RefSeq lists its product as uncharacterized. The transcript has a single exon. Lineage: Eukaryota; Fungi; Ascomycota; Sordariomycetes; Xylariales; Hypoxylaceae. The record is from RefSeq and is a predicted model, not a curated record. Bases 213 to 488 code for a protein of 91 amino acids.